AUACUGGCAAUAGGCAAUAAAUAGCCCAUACUCUGCUUCCCAAAUCCCAAUACGAUUACCAGACAGCUCAGCUCUGACCGCGAUCACCACCUCUCUCCGUCUCGGCCGGCGAAUUUAUCCAUCGCCGCCGUUCUCGGAACUCUCGAGGUUGGCGCUUGAUAUGGAGUCGUUAGUGGAGGCGACGUCGGGUGCGGUUGGUGCGCUGGUUAGCACCACCAUCUUGUAUCCGCUCGACACCUGCAAAACUAGGUAUCAAGCUGAGAAUCGAGCUCAUCAACAUCAGAGAUACAGGAAUAUUUCAGAUGUUUUGUGGGAAGCAAUAUCCCAAGGUCAAGUACUGUCUUUGUACCAGGGCCUGGGCACGAAGAACCUGCAGUCCUUCAUUUCACAGUUUAUCUACUUCUAUGGGUAUAGCUUUUUUAAGAGGCUGUACUUGAGAGAAAGCAAAUCUAAAUCCAUAGGAACUGCUGCUAACUUAUUAAUUGCUGCUGCUGCUGGUGCAUGCACAGUCAUAGCGACACAGCCUCUUGAUACAGCAUCUUCAAGAAUGCAAACAAGUGAUUUUGGAAAAUCAAAAGGCUUGUGGAAAUCUCUCUCAGAGGGCACUUUCAGCGAUGCAUUUGACGGUCUGGGAAUUUCCCUUCUACUUACUGCAAAUCCAUCCAUACAGUAUACAGUAUUUGAUCAGUUAAAAAAUAGGCUUCUAAAGAGUAGUGUGAAUAAACAAACGGAUGAGGUGUCAUCUCCAGAAGCUAUUUCUGCUUUCUCUGCUUUUGCUUACGGUGCAGUCUCGAAAUGUAUUGCUACCUGUUUAACUUAUCCAGCUAUAAGGUGUAAAGUGGUGAUCCAGUCAGCAAAAUCAGAUGAGAGUGAAGAUGGUAAGCCCAAAUCACGACCCCGUAAAUCUAUAACUGGAACACUUUGUUCAAUCUGGGAAAGAGAAGGGAUACUCGGCUUCUUCAAAGGGCUGCAGGCACAAAUGCUGAAAACAGUCCUGAGCUCAGCACUGCUUUUGAUGAUAAAGGAGAAAGUUACGAAGACCACAUGGGUCCUAAUGAUCGCACUAAGGAGGUUUAUGUUGACGAGACCCAACCUAAAGAGUUCUUGAAGAAAUCUUGUUGAAUCAGUGAAAUGUUUGUUCACCUUGAUAAGUACAAUAAAUAUGAAAAAAAAAAUGAGACUUUUAAGGAUUAUAAUAUAGCAAAAUAUUGUUUCAGUGUAACAGAUUGAAAAUGUCCAAAUUCUCAACUUUGAUUGAUUUUAUUUUGUUGUAUCAA
Molecule: messenger RNA, 1277 nt
Organism: Salvia hispanica
Lineage: Eukaryota; Viridiplantae; Streptophyta; Magnoliopsida; Lamiales; Lamiaceae
Product: peroxisomal adenine nucleotide carrier 1-like
Biological process (GO): peroxisome organization; fatty acid beta-oxidation; ATP transport
Cellular component (GO): peroxisomal membrane
Molecular function (GO): ATP transmembrane transporter activity; ADP transmembrane transporter activity
Source: RefSeq, a predicted model, not a curated record